This is a messenger RNA of Morus notabilis, 492 nucleotides long. RefSeq names its product CASP-like protein 1C1. Bases 1 to 492 code for a protein of 163 amino acids. NCBI's taxonomy places the organism in Eukaryota, Viridiplantae, Streptophyta, Magnoliopsida, Rosales, Moraceae. The transcript is spliced from 3 exons. The record is from RefSeq and is a predicted model, not a curated record.
AUGGCCAAGACCCAGAGGCUCGCUUUGCUCCUAGUAAGGCUCCUGGCAUUCGCCGCCACCCUUUCUGCCGCGGUUGUCAUGGCUACGAGCCACGAGAAGGCUAGCUUAUUUACUAUCUCUUUUGAAGCCAAGUACUCUCAAACACCAGCUUUCAAGUACUUCGUCAUUGCAAAUGCUAUUGUCAGUGUGUACGGAAUCCUUGUUCUUUUCCUUCCUUCAGAAAGUUUGCUCUGGCGUUUAGUGGUUGCUUUCGAUUUGGUUUUCACCAUGUUGCUGAACUCAAGCAUUUCGGCGGCUUUGGCUAUUGCUUAUGUGGGAAAGAAAGGAAACACCUAUGCAGGUUGGCUUCCCAUUUGUGGCCAAGUCCCAAGGUAUUGUGGCCAAGUAAAAGGAGCUCUAAUUGCUGGAUUCAUUGCACUCAUAAUAUAUAUGGCGCUUCUUCUGCACGCAAUCCACACUGUCUUAGACCCUCUACUCCUCAAGAAAACUUAG